GCCAGCGCGCCGUUGCCAUGGCAGCGAGGGGCGCGGCUGCCGUGCAGAGGCGUUUCCGGGAAGAUGGCGGCUGUCGAAGCGGCUGCCGAGUCGGUAAAGGUAGUGGCGGCCCUUGGACCAAAGGCGAAGGUGGAAGAGGAGGAAGAAGAGGAGACGCUGCCACCAUGCGAGGCGGUGCGCUGGGCCCCGGUGGGGGCAGUGGCGGAGGCCGGGCCUGGGGCGGCUGCGUUUGUGGAAGAGACGGCAGCCGAUGAGCCCAGCACGGCCCCAGGUUCUCCGCCUGACUCUCCGGGCCGGACGCUGCGGCGGCUGCGGGCCGAGCGGCGGCGGCUGGACUCAGCAUUGCUCGCGCUGUCCUCGCACUUCGCUCAGGUGCAGUUUCGCCUGCGCCAGGUGGUGCGGGGGGCGCCGGCGGAGCAGCAGCGCCUCCUGCACGAACUCGAAGACUUCGCCUUCCGCGGCUGUCCCCAUGUCCUGGGUUAUGAGGGGCCCGGGAACCACGCCAGUGACGAGGGCGACAGGCCGCCAGAGGACCGGCCAUGGUUGCGGAGCGAGGACCAGAGUGAGCAAGAAAGACAAGAGCGUCUGGAAACACAAAGGGAGAAGCAGAAGGAACUGAUACUGCAGCUCAAGACCCAGCUAGAUGACCUGGAAACAUUUGCCUAUCAAGAGGGCAAUUAUGACUCCCUGCCACAGUCUGUGGUCUUGGAAAGACAGCGGGUGAUCAUAGAUGAGUUAAUAAAGAAAUUGGACAUGAACCUGAAUGAGGACAUCAGUUCCCUGUCCACUGAAGAGCUUCGUCAACGUGUAGAUGCAGCCGUGGCUCAGAUUGUUAACCCAGCCCGAGUCAAAGAACAGUUGGUUGAGCAGCUGAAAACUCAGAUCCGAGACCUUGAGAUGUUCAUCAACUUCAUCCAAGAUGAAGUAGGAAGCCCCUUGCAGACAGGUGGUGGACACUGUGAGUGCAAGGCUGGAGGGAACACAGGAAAUGGUUCCACUAGAGCAAGCAGCAGCAGACUGCCUCCUGGAAACAGCAAAACAAAAGUGGAAGAUGUGAAGAGAGUCCGGGAGACAGGGCUGCACCUGAUGCGGCGAGCUCUGGCAGUGCUCCAGAUCUUUGCUGUUAGCCAGUUUGGUUGUGCCACAGGACAGAUCCCGCCAACUCUGUGGCAGCAGGGCCAGGCUAACAGAGACUACUCUCCCUUACUGAAGAGGCUGGAGGUGUCAGUGGACAGAGUGAAGCAGCUAGCCUUGAGGCACCAGCCUCAUGACCAUGUAAUCACCUCUGCCAACCUCCAGGACCUCUCUCUAGGAGGCAAGGAUGAGCUGACCCUGGCAGUACGGAAGGAGCUGACGGUGGCUGUGAGGGACCUGCUGGCCCAUGGACUGUAUGCUUCCUCCUCAGGCAUGAGCCUCGUCAUGGCCCCUAUUGCUUGUUUGCUGCCAGCCUUCUCCUCGGCUCCUGAAACUAUGCACCCCUGGGAGCUCUUUGUAAAGUACUACCAUGCUAAAAAUGGCCGUGCUUAUGUGGAAUCUCCAGCCCGGAAGCUCUCCCAGUCCUUUGCCCUGCCUGUUAUGGGAAGCACUGCUGUGACCCCUAAACAGAGCCUACUAACAGCCAUCCACAUGGUGCUGACAGAACAUGACCCUUUUAAGCGCAGUGCAGACUCAGAGUUGAAGGCCUUGGUGUGCAUGGCACUGAAUGAACAGCGGCUGGUGUCCUGGAUGAACCUCAUCUGCAAGUCAGGGUCACUCAUCGAGCCCCAUUACCAGCCGUGGAGCUACAUGGCACACACAGGCUUUGAGAGUGCCCUCAACUUGCUUAGUCGUCUGAGCAGCCUUAAGUUCAGCCUCCCUGUAGACCUGGCUGUGCGCCAGCUGAAGAAUAUCAAAGAUGCCUUUUGAUGAGAAUGGCCUGCUCCUACACCAGCGCCUUGCUUAGUAAAGAUAGAUGUGUUAGUCUUCUAGGAAAGGAGCAAGGAAUAGGAGGAGGGAUAAAGACAUUUCUCCUAGCCCCUACUUAGGUGUCAGUGAAAUGUCCAUUGUGCCCACCAACUUAGCAUCUUGAAAAGAUGUGCCGAUAGCCGGGCAUUGUGGCGGGUACCUGUAGUCCCAGCUACUCGGGAGGCUGAGGCAAGAGAAUCACCUAAGCCCAGGAGUUGGAGGUUGCUGUGAGCUGUGUGAGGCCACGGCACUCUACCGAGGGCCACAAAAAAAAAAAAAGAUCUGCCGAAAACCCUCUUGUUAAGAAGGUUCUGGCUCAGCGCCUGUGGCUCAAGUGGCUAAGGUGCCAGCCAUAUACACCUGAGCUGGCAGGUUCAAAUCCAGCCCGGGCUGCCAAACAACAAUGACGGCUACAGCCAAAAAAUAGCCGGGCAUUGUGGCGGGCGCCUGUAUUCCCAGCUACUUGGGAGGUGGAGGCAGGAGACUCGCUUGAGCCCAGGAGUUGGAGGUUGCUGUGAGCUGUGAUGCCACAGCACUCUACCCAGGGUAACAGCUUGAGGCUCUGUCUCAAAAAAAAAAAAGAGGGUUCUGCCCUGGUGUGUAACUACAGUGUACAUGUGGGCAUGUGUGCUUAAACCUAUGUUAAAGGAAUCAAUUGUGGCAUACAGUUAAUGCCCCAACUCAUUGUGCUUAGUUUGAUGUUUUAAAAAACUUGGGUUGUGGGUGGCGCCUGUGGCUCAGUGAGUAGGGCGCCAGCCCCAUAUGCCGAGGGUGGCAGGUUCAAACCCAGCCCCGGCCAAACUGCAACCAAAAAAUAGCCGGGCGUUGUGGCGGGCACCUGUA
Messenger RNA from Nycticebus coucang (slow loris), 2787 nucleotides. RefSeq names its product RUN domain containing 1 (gene RUNDC1). Lineage: Eukaryota; Metazoa; Chordata; Mammalia; Primates; Lorisidae. The transcript is spliced from 5 exons. The record is from RefSeq and is a predicted model, not a curated record. Bases 64 to 1905 code for a protein of 613 amino acids.